Hyla sarda is the source of this 954-nucleotide messenger RNA. RefSeq names its product olfactory receptor 2G3-like. The coding region runs from base 1 to 954 and encodes 317 amino acids. Gene Ontology annotation, biological process: G protein-coupled receptor signaling pathway. Lineage: Eukaryota; Metazoa; Chordata; Amphibia; Anura; Hylidae. Gene Ontology annotation, cellular component: membrane. The transcript has a single exon. The record is from RefSeq and is a predicted model, not a curated record. Gene Ontology annotation, molecular function: olfactory receptor activity; G protein-coupled receptor activity.
AUGGAGAUACAAAACUACACGACUGUUGAGGAAUUUAUUCUGCUUGGAGUUACCAGCCUUCCAAAUAUUCAGAGGAUAUUGUUUGUAAUAUUUGUACCAUGUUACAUUAUAUCACUUAAAGGUAACAUAGUCAUCAUUAUAAUCAGUAGGAUAAGCUCCCGGCUUCACACCCCGAUGUAUUUCUUCUUGAGUCACUUGUCCUUUUUGGACAUCUGUCAUACAUCAGUCAUUGUUCCUGUAAUGCUCAUACAUUUCCUGUCAGUGAGAAAAAGCAUAUCUUUUAACGGUUGUGUCACUCAGAUGUUUAUUCAUCUCUCUCUAGGAGGGACUGAGUGCUACCUCUUGUUAUCAAUGGCCUAUGACCGGUAUGUAGCUAUAUGUGCCCCAUUACAUUACACUAAUAUUAUGCAUCCUGUCUUGUGUAUUAAGAUGGCAACUAGUUCGUGGAUGGGAGGCAUCAUAAAUUCACUUAUACACACAGUCUUUGCAAUGCAAUUGCCCUAUUGUGGUCCUAAUGUACUUAAUCACUUUUUCUGUGAGAUUCCUUCAGUGCUGGAGUUGGCCUGUGCAGAUACUUCUCUUAAUAAGACUGUUAUUUUCUUUUUUGCUAUAUUGGUAGUGAUGGGUCCAUUUUUUCUUAUCCUCAUUACAUAUGGUUACAUCAUCUCCAGCAUAUUGAAGAUAAGCACAUCUUCAGGACGGAAGAAGGCCUUCUCUACCUGUGCUUCACACAUUAUAGUUGUAUCACUAUUUUAUGGCACCAUCAUCUUCAUGUACAUGAGACCAGGAUCAACCCAUGUAGCCAACCAAGACAAAAUGGCCUCUUUAUUUUACAGUGUUGUAGCCCCGAUGUUGAAUCCUUUGAUAUACACUUUGAGAAACAAGGAUGUGACAAAGGCAUUUGUGGACAUCUUAAGAAAAAAUAAUGUGUCAGAGAAAAGAUAUGGACAUUGA